GGACAUGGAUAUCGAUAGGCUGUACCGGAUAAUGGGAGCGAUGAUCAAAAGGGUUUACGGCUAUUACAUCACUCGACCGCUCCAGAGGUUCAAUGUGGACAAUAGGGCCGAGAAGGCGAUCGACAGACAACACGUGGUGCCCAAAGCGGCGCCAAGACAUGAGCGCACGGAUCAGUUGUUCACAGAAAUCACUCAAAAAAACCCGCGAUUCAAACAAGAGUUGAACGAAAAACGGGAGGACCUUCUGAAGCGCUUAACGUCAGUGAAAGUGAUUUCGACGGACCGGGCGGUCAGUGAGGAGGAGCUCAAAGAGAUGAAGGAGAUAAAGGAACGGGUGCGCAGUCGACUCCCGGUGUCCCACGAGGGCACCGACAUCCCGAUGCACGCCUACGUGGAGCCCGCGUCCGUACCCAAGGGUCGCAUUAGUCUGAUCCGGGCGCUGGACUUCAUCGGCAAGCACUCGAAGAGUCCGGAACAGUACGACUCCGGCACUAUCGCCAAACAGCACGCCCUGAACGAGGAGGACGUCCGCAAUGUCUUGACGUACUUCAAGCCCUUCUAUAAGGAGGGCAUUACGGACCCCGUGGAGGAUACGGAGUCGCUGUUAGGUGUGUCCAAACAGAAGUGGUCGGAGAUCACCACCUUUUUGAAGCCCAAGAGUCGCGUAAUUCACGAGCAAAUCAACGCUCAGAAGGAGACCGCCGCUGAUGAGCCCAUCGCUGAUAAGGCGGUUAACCCUCGGAAGUAGUCGUAAUGGUAGUGAUCGUGUGAUAGACUUGUAAUUAAUUUAAUAGUAUAUGAAUUGAUUUUUAUUCUCAUUUUCGCAAUGAUAUGAAUGACAAAAUGUGUGGCAAAAAGUGAUUUGAUUUAUUUAAAUAAUUUUAAAAACCGUUUAAUUGAUUCCUAAUAAAAAAGACAUUUUUA
Oppiella nova is the source of this 924-nucleotide messenger RNA. The record is from the annotation of a GenBank genome assembly. NCBI's taxonomy places the organism in Eukaryota, Metazoa, Arthropoda, Arachnida, Sarcoptiformes, Oppiidae.